Thlaspi arvense is the source of this 600-nucleotide messenger RNA. Lineage: Eukaryota; Viridiplantae; Streptophyta; Magnoliopsida; Brassicales; Brassicaceae. The record is from the annotation of a GenBank genome assembly.
AUGGGACUCUUCAAAAUCUCAAACAACGGUGAUGACACGAACCAUGUAGUCGCUUUCGAAUUGGACACCAUCUUGAGUACUGAGUUCAACGAGACGGACAAUAACCAUGUUGGAAUCGAUAUUAAUAGUUUGAUGUCGGAGAAAAGUUCACAGGCUGGGUGGUGGGACGAGAAGGGACAAUUCAAGAACCUGACUUUGAUCAACCGUAAGCCGAUGCAGGUGUGGAUCGAUUACGACGGUCGUACGCAUAAAAUCGAUGUGACGAUGGCUCCAUUCAACAAAGAUAAACCUAAGAAACCGCUUGUUUCGAUUGUUAGAGAUCUUUCCUCUGUUCUUCUCCAAGAUAUGUUCGUGGGCUUUUCGUCUGCGACAGGUACUCUUAAAUCGGAAAAUUAUAUUCUCGGGUGGAGUUUUGGAUGGAGCGGCGAGGCUCCGCCGUUAGAUUUAUGGAAACUUCCGAAGCUUCCUCGAUUCGAACGCAAGAGAACCUCUGAUUUGUUCAAGAUUGGGAUCCUUUUGAUUUCCCUUUUCUUGAUUUUCUCCUUAAUCUUCCUCGUCUGUUUCAUCGCGAGGAGGAGGAGAAGAAGUUCGAUUAUUUAA